Messenger RNA from Vicia faba (fava bean), 924 nucleotides. NCBI's taxonomy places the organism in Eukaryota, Viridiplantae, Streptophyta, Magnoliopsida, Fabales, Fabaceae. The record is from the annotation of a GenBank genome assembly.
AUGGAUGAUGACUCAAUGAUGACAUUAGCAGUGUUAUGGUUCGCCUUCAUCCUCUUCGUUGUCUUGACAUCUGAAAACAACGAACCUCCUCCCAUUAACCCACUUGAACAAAAAGCACUCUACAAUCUUCUCAAUUCCAUCGACCCAACCACUCCUUGGACCACCCUCUACCCCCAUGAUUUCUGCAUCUCACCUCCGUCCUUCCUCCAUUGCGGCUCCAAAUCACACAUUGCCCAACUCAACUUCGGUUUCAUUUCCGAUCAAACUCAUCUUCUACCUUGUUCCCCUAACGCUACUCUCCAAGUUCUUCUUCUACUUACAGUAACACACCAAUCUCGCAUCAACCUACCUUGUUUCAUUUACCUGCAAGUGAAAACAGAAAAUAACAAUUCCACUCAACAAUUGCAUCGAUGUACAAUCGCAAUAAUUCUAACAAGCAGACAAGCUUCAAAGAGCGAUAAGCUAAUCGCUGCCUUCAUCUACACAAAGCACAACACUGAUGUGUCCGUAAUGAUUCAAACAUCAUACCUCAGCAUUUUCUGGCUAAAAUUUCUUCGCCGUAGUAACUCACCAUCAACCAUCAGCUUUCUUCAGAUUUAUCACAAAACCUUACCAUAUUUACAGGUCCAAGAAUAUCCUGGGUACAAAUUCAUUGGUCUAACAUAUGGGCCUGGAGGUGAUAAUCAAAAGCGAUUAGAGAAGGAAAUUGGUGCCAAGAUAAAAAUUCGUGGAACCAAAGCAGACACAGGAGAGAAAAGUGAAAUUAAACCAGCUGCUAGUUCCACACCUUCUGUAUCUGUCUUUGGGGACAACACUAAUGGUCUGAAUCAAAACCAAGAUCCCCCAUCUCAUGCAAUUUCUCUAUCUCUGUCAAACCGGGCUGUGUUUCAACCAGCAGCCACUACACAAAUGCAGAGGACGUAA